Sorex araneus (European shrew) is the source of this 4040-nucleotide messenger RNA. RefSeq names its product HEAT repeat containing 4 (gene HEATR4). Gene Ontology annotation, molecular function: oxidoreductase activity. Lineage: Eukaryota; Metazoa; Chordata; Mammalia; Eulipotyphla; Soricidae. Bases 640 to 3750 code for a protein of 1036 amino acids. The transcript is spliced from 19 exons. The record is from RefSeq and is a predicted model, not a curated record.
CGCCUUAACUUCGCCUCUCGGAUCAGCCUGCGGAGCUGUAAAGAAAGUUAGAAACUGAGCCUGAGAUCCUCUUCCUGCCUCUCGAAGCAACCUGCAGAAUUGAUCUUUGAGGACCAGCGUCCUGCGGUCGGGUCUGUCACUCGCCUUUUAAAAACAGGAGCUAAAGGAGGCGGGGAGGGAGGGGACGUUGGGUCACGGGUGAAGAGACGCUGACACUGAUGACGGGUUUGAAGAUGGAAUAUUGAGUGCCUGAAAGCUGUUAUGAAAUGCUAUGUAAACCAAGACGCCUACGUUUAAGAAGUAAAAGCAAAGAAUGGACUAUUCACUGCUGAUCUGUGGCUGAGAGAGAAGUGAAAUGUGCAUAUGGAUGGAACUGAAGAUAGUGCAAGAGGAACGAACCAUACACUUAAUUUCUAAGAAAUCUCUGAGACCUUGUUAAAAUGAAGAUUUCCAGGCCUCAUUGCAGUCCAUGGAAUCAGUAUUUUGGGACAUGUGACACAGGAAUCCCACAUUUGACAUGCUCCUUCAAGAUCUUGCUGGAGAUCCUUUAACCACAUCUAACACUGUCCCAGAAGCCCCCUUCUUGGGUCCUUCCUCAGAACUUCACGUCUGUGGGUGAAGGUCCUCCGUCGUGCAGCAAUGCAGCAAGCGAUGACGAAUCCUCAUCAGAAAACGACCGUCUUCUCCCACCGCUACCCUCGGUGGCUCCACCCGCGGCUGAAAUGGGGGAUGAGCUUCCACGGCCGACCACCCCAAACCGUGGCGGGGAGCACCGCCGUCCCCCCCGCACCCCCAGUCGUCCAGUUCAGCCCGCGGCACAAUGAGCACCUGCGGGAGCGGUACCUGCAGCAGGCGGCCGCCGAGCUGACCUUCGCGCCCGAUGUGGUGGCGCAGCGCGGCCUGGCCAGCGUCCCCUACCUGGAAUGCCGCUUCGAGCACCUGUACCAAGCACACCCAUUCCACGUCGCCCCACCGCCCCGCGCCACGACUCGCCCCAGCCGCAGCCCCGGCCUGGGAACGCCUGAGCACCCGGCGGUCGAGGGCACCUCGGCAAGGCGCACCGUCCCGGCCCUGCGCACCCAGAGAGUGGCCAGAUAUUAUAACAGGCUGCAGCGGAAAGCCCGGCCCGAGGUCGUGCCGCCCCCACGGCCGCCCGACAACAGCCCGUCUCUGGGCUCGACGCUGCGCAGGCAGGAUUUCGAGGAUCCGAGCCUGGAGCAGCAGGAAAGCUGGAUGGCGCCCCCCGAUGGGAGCACCAAGUUCUGGGAAGCCCUGGUGCUGGAGAAGCUGAACAAGCGCACCGCCCGCUGGAUCCUCAGCAAGCACCCCCAGAAGGGCGGGGUCCCCCCCAGCAAGUGGCAGGGUUUCCUGCGCCAUCAGUACGACUGGAGCCACAUCCGCGACGAGCUCACCUCUGAGAGUCAGCUGAGGCUCCUGGAACAGCUGGAGAAGGAAGAGAUGGCGGAAUUUGAGACCCCACCUUCCAGCCCGCCUGUCGUGGAGGAAAAGGAGCCGGAGAUGACUCUUUUUAUGUAUUACAGAUUGCCCAAAUACUUGUCCGAAGAGCAGAAAGAUGAAAUUUUCGAGAAUAAAACGACUGAUGAAAUUAACCAACGGAGAGGCACCUUACACUUCUCAGACCAGAGCUACUAUCUACCAGUGACUCGCCGAGCUGGAAAGUUUUCUUUUGCCACAGACAAUGCCUUUGAGCAGGAGAUUUACUUAGAUAAAGUCAAGAUUAUCCAUCCAAUUGGUGCAAAGAGAAGUCAAAUACUUCUGGAAAACCACAAUCUGUAUAACAAGCAAUUAUGUGAGAUCUUUCCUCGACCCCCAGAACGGUGGACUUCUGAGUCAGUCCCUGAAGCACCUUGUAAACCCGUGAAAGGAGCCAGGCGCUGGACCGGUCUGCCCAUCCGAGUGAAGGAGCUGCUGGAAAGUGGGGAGGCAGAUGCGCUCAUCAAGCCCAAGUGCCUGCAGAAUAUGUGCCAACUGCUGAAGGAACAUCUGAGCUGGAAACGCGAGAUUAUGCGGAAAGUACUGCAGCAGUGGAUAACUGACUGGGCUCUGAUCAUCGAGUGGCGUCAUGAGACGAUAAAGAGCUUGCUGAGGAGACUGGCAGAUUUGCACAGUAGCGUUCGGGUCCAAGCCAUCAUCACAUGCGCCGUGGCGGCCUUAGAACGGCCCCGGAAUGAUACCUGCCAGCAGCACCCAGCCAGGAAGGAGACAAAAGCUUCAUGUCUCCAGGAUUUGCCAGAGGUUCUAUAUCCUGCCCUGGAAGCUACUCUUAGUGAUAAGAAUGUCAACGUGCAGAUAGCAGCAGCAUUAUGUCAGUGUGCCAUACGGUCUCAUAACCCCCUUGCCCAGGAUAUUAUGCAGACAGCCGUUCUGAAAGGUAACAGUGUGAACAGCUGGGCUGCGGCUCAGUGCUUGGCUCUGGAAGGUGUUGCCACGUAUCCCGUGAUUAAGCGGAUCCUCUAUCAGCUGUUUAACAAGAAGGACAAGAACACUGAACAGCAUUCAUGUCUGCUACUGCGCUAUCUCAAUAAGCAGACAACACUGAUUAACACCAUGCUUGCCGUAGAGUUGAACAGUGGUGACUGGAGGGACCGGGUUGUGGCCUGCCGAGUUCUUGCCCAGAUUAACAGAGAUGUCAGUUUGGAUAUUAAACAUAAGUUUAUCCAGCUAAUGUGGAGUGACUGGAAUAAGGAGGUGAGACAAACAGCUGCCCAUGCUCUGGGACAAAUGAACCUUGGUAAGGAGGUACACGAUGCAAUCAGAGUGAAGCUGAGUCAAGGCACUCCCCAAGAUCGUGUGAAAGCCCUCAACCUGAUUGGCAGGCUCAAGCUCAUGACCGCCAAGCUUCUCCCACACUUCCUGAACUGCUUCUCUGAUGAGUACGUGGCGGUUCGGCAGGCAGCCUGUGUGGCAGCUGGUGCCCUGCAGAUUCACGAUCAGAUGGUCCGUACAUGCCUUCUGAAUCUGAUAGAGAGAGACCCUUACUGGAAAGUCAAAGCCCUGGCCAUUCAAGCAAUGGUAAAGAUUGGUCAAGUGAGUCCCCAGCUGACAGACCUCCUGCUCUGGGCUAUGCACUAUGAAUCGCCACCAGGUGUACGACUAGAAGCCUGCCGUAGCAUCCUAGCCCUCCAAAUUCAGGGGAAUGAGGUCAGGGAUACCUUCCUACAUGUGCUUCUGCUAGAGGAACAUGAUGCCGUUGUAAAAGAAAUUCAUAAGGCAAUGAAGAUGUUCAAGUUAGAAAAUGAUGAAAACCAAGAAAUGAUUCAGAACAUCAAGAACAGGAUUCAAGCACUAAGCCAAAAAGACUUGUUGACACAGAAUAUAGUCAAGAUUGAAGCAGCCAUUAAAAAAGUGAAGGAAGAAGCAAAACGUGUUUACUUCCCACCCAAAGCAGACCAAGAACCACAGAAAUUCCAAACUUUUCUCCAAAACACUUUUCAGGGCGAAGUGUUAUUUCCUAGAAGAUCAACUGAGACUACUUGCAAUAUUGAAGCAGUCAUAAAGAGUAUGAAGCCCCGUGAACCAAAUCCCUGGUUGCAGAGCCAGUUCCUGAACCCAAAUGCAAGAGGCCGAAAUUGUUCAACUCUUGUCAAGAACCUACACACAGGCAGGGAGAAACGCCUUGAAGCAGAACCGCUGCUAUUUGAUAACCAAAUUCUCCAAAACAAGAAAACCUCAAAAACUUACCCCAGUAAUGUGACUUCUUUCCUGCAGAAGAAAAUUGUUGACAAAUAGAAUGAGCUCUUCUUUCUAAGACACAGACAGCAGUGGGUCCAAUCAUUCUGUCUCUCUGAUUUGUAUAAUCUCAGUGCAGUGCAGUGCAUGCCUCUCAUGUGUGAAGCCUCUAGUGUGACCUCCAGCACACACAUUCCUAAAAAAAAAAGGUGGAAAAAAAUCACCAGAUCUACUGUUAAACUGAUUUUUCUUUUAAUAAACAUCGAGCCAAAGAGAUUAUACAAAAGGCAUCAUUAAAUCAUUUGUUUUCUAUUGCUGAUAAUAAAGAGCAUAUGAUGUCACAUGGCCGA